Pygocentrus nattereri (red-bellied piranha) is the source of this 7414-nucleotide messenger RNA. It is a transcript of the gene mki67, whose product is annotated as marker of proliferation Ki-67. The record is from RefSeq and is a predicted model, not a curated record. Bases 477 to 6884 code for a protein of 2135 amino acids. NCBI's taxonomy places the organism in Eukaryota, Metazoa, Chordata, Actinopteri, Characiformes, Serrasalmidae. The transcript has 16 exons. Gene Ontology annotation, cellular component: chromosome; nucleus. Gene Ontology annotation, biological process: regulation of mitotic nuclear division; regulation of chromosome segregation. Gene Ontology annotation, molecular function: protein binding.
CUCAAAUCCCGUUUGAGCCCGCCUCUCCGUCCCAUUGGCUCCUGACUUUACAUAUGUAAAAGCGCCGGUCCAAUCGGCGGCCUUCGCGCGGAAUUUCGAACCCUGUUCAAAAGAGGAGUAGUUAUUACGCCUUGUAUCCCUCCGCUUUUUUCAUAAACAAUAUAGUCCUGCAUAGUAACAUAAAAUUUGCAAAGGUUUUAGAGGUUAACACUUGCAUAUAUUACCAUGUUUUGUGUGUUCGUACUGUAACUGCAAUUCUAAUCCAGAUAUAGUGAGAAACUUGAUAUGUUUCAGUGCGUUUUUGUUUUUUAGCGGCAGCAUAUUAUCCGCGCCGGCCUCGCUGUAGCAUUUAGAUCCGGCAGUGGCGGUUAGUGAGUGAGGCAGAUGGCGCCUCGGUUUAUAGCGAAUUUCGAUUAAAACACGGAUUUAACGUCUUAGUUCGUCUUCAGGAUCGAGUUUACUCAGGGGAGGUGAAGAUGCCUCUAUUCGGUAAGAUUGUGGUGAUCAAGCGAAAUGGUGCAGACGGGACGGAGUUUCCUCUCACAGCUUCCUGCCUGUUUGGAAGGAAGUUGGACUGUGAUAUCCGAAUUCAGCUGCCACAGGUGUCCAAAGAGCACUGCAGAAUUGAGCUGAAUGAAAAUAAAGAGCUCAUUUUGACCAACUUGAGCUCUGUGAAUCCAACUCGUAUCAACGGGGAGAUUUUGCAGCAGUCUGAACGUCUGAAGCACGGUGAUCUAAUCACAGUUAUUGAUCGUUCUUUCAGGUUUGAGUACCCACCUCCACCGACGCCAAAGAAAAAGAGAUUAUCCACAUCUGAGAAAGGAGAAACUGUCAAGGUGUUGCAGGAUCAACAGGUGAGGAGCACCCCUGGAUCAACAGACAAAAAGAAGUCAGAACAUCCAGACACUUGUUUGAAAGAUGGAUCCAACCUGCCAUCUUCUCUGGACCACAACGUUGAGGUUACAAAGGGAGAUGGUAAACAGGCAGACAGUACCAUGUCCCCCUUCACUGAGCUCUAUCAUAUGGUCAAACGAGAUCUGGCCUCUAAAUCACCGUGGAAAGCUGCAGCUCAGCCCAAGUCACCUCUUGCACGACCUCAGAUUGACAAGGAGGAAUCUAAAAAGGUUUUAGCCUCCCCUUCUGAUUUACCUAAUGAAAAUGUUAAGGUUGUGACCCCAAAAUCGGCUAAGAAGAGUCGAAGAUCCUCAAAUGUCAAGGCUGUCGACAGCAGUGAAUCAUUUGCAGCUGAAAGAUCGGUCAUCGCGGAUGUAGUGGAGAACCCUUCUACAGAAGUACAAGCAGCCACGCCGGCUGUUCAGGAAACUCCUGGAAAACAGAAGAGGCGUUCAUCUGGGCAUGUUGCCUCAUUGACGGGGAUUAGCACCACUCCUGUCUCUCAGAAGAAAUCCCCUCAGCUGACGCCUCAGAAAUUCAGUGCUGGUGAGGUGGCACAGCAAAUCCUGUUAAUGCAGUCAAGUGCUGAGAAAACACCAAAGUCCCCAAAAAGCAAGAGAAGUGGGGCCUCUCAGCCUCAAAGUCCAGCAGUGACCCCAAAAAGUCAGGUAUCUCCUCAGACUUCAAGCUCCAAGACUCUCACCAUAAGCCAGUCACAGACACCAGCCAGAGAGCCAGAAGAAUCUGAGGCAAAGCACACCCCCAGGACGUCUCCAAGAGAAAACGCAGGCAAAAGGUUCCAGGUUCAGGAUGUAGUGCAUGAGAUUGUGAACACACCUGCUUCUCGUGACAAAGAUAAUGCGCAAGUCUCCAGUAAGAAGCACAAGUGUAAGGAUUUACCUCUUCCUGUGCCCAAGAGGAAGCGGGUUUCCUUUGGUGGUCAGCUAAGCCCUGAACUGUUUGACAAACGUUUACCACCCAACUCACCUCUUCGUCGAGGGGCAACCCCUGGAAGACGCAGCCUGGGUAUCUCUCAGAAACCCCUGUCUCUUCUUCGACGAGCAUCCACCAUUGGCUUAAUGAAUUUCCAGCUUGAUGAGACUGUGCCAGAGAGCCCAUCUAAGAAUGCAUCACCUAGACGGGUAUCUUCUUCUGGUAAGAGUCCUAAGGCCUCACCAGGGAAGACUCCUUCUCCAGCAAAGAAAUCCCCCAAGGGUAAAACUCCUCCAAAAAAUAAAACACCUCCCAAGACUGCUACACCAUCAAGCCCUGCUACACCCAAGACCCCUAAAUCUGCUAAGAGACUCUCAAAUGCAUCGAUUAAGACACCUUCGUCAAGUGAUGGAUCAAUUCUCCAGACACCUACAGUGCAGGGUCGCUUUUCGAUCACACGGAUCUCUACCCCAUCGCCUGAUAGACAUCGGGAGGAAGCAAAAGCAGAUUCUGUCCCUGUUGUAGAUGUCUCUCAGGAGUAUGUGACGCCAAAGAACUCUCUGAGAAGGAGCAGCAUGAAGGCCUCAGCUCGGAAGACCCCUAAAAGUGCGCUGAAGAGUGCUCUUGAAGUUAUUCGUUCACGACGCAGUGGUGCUUCCUGUGCUAAUUUAAAAGUGGUCAGUUCCUGGGCUGACAUUGUGAAGUUCGGGCAGGUUAAACCUCAAGUGGAGUGUGGCAUUAAGAAAACCACCAUUAAGCAAAAGGCAGCUAAGAAAACGAAAAGGAUGAAACCCAAGACUCCUGCACGCAGACUGAAAGAUGUUGGCAGCACUGGACAUGCAGAUUCUCCAGCCACCAUUGUCAUAGGCAAGGCCUCCAUGAGAGCUAUUCAGGCUGUUGGUGCAGCACCUAAAAUAGUACCCAACGUGGCGCUGUUCAAGAAAGAUAUGAAAAUGGAUGAGGAUCUUACAGGUGUUGCGGACAUUUUCAAGACCCCAGCUAAAAGCAAACGGAAGAGUGUUAUCGACAACUGUGAACGUCCAGAAACUCCUCUUGGUGUUUCUACUUGUUCUCUGCCUGAAAUAUCAAUGAUGAACACUCCUGAGGAAUCUGGUGAAAUGCUGAUCUCUCCCAUGAGUGUUGCCUCCACUGCCAAACUUGGACGUUACAACAGUGAAGCUGUAACUCGACUACUCCAGGGUGACCAGGAUGUUAGAUUAAUUGAUGAAGACGAUCUUCAGGUGGCUGACUCAAAUGAUCUUCCUGCCAAUGAAAUAAUCUCAGAGCUAGAGAUGCACACUGAUGGCCAGAUGGAGGAAAAGGAAGCAGAGCCUCAGAUAAUUGCCCAAACACCACAGAGGGAAUCAGAACCACUGGAAUGCCUUACAGGAGUCAAGAGACUCAUGAGGACCCCUAAACAGAGGUCUGAUCCUAUAGAAGACCUUAGAGGCAAGUUACUCAAGACACCCAAGGAGCCAAAACCAACUCAGGAAGAGAAUUUUGAAGGUGUUAAAGAACUCCUUAACACCCCAAAGCAAAAGGGAACCCCUGUACAUGACAUGGCUGGAUUAAAGAGGUUUAUGAAGACUCCUGAAGUGAAGAACAGCCCAGUAGUGUGUGCUGUAGGCUUAAAGAAGCUUAUGAAGACUCCCAAGAACAAGACAGAGCAAGAGGAAGACCUUACUGGAGUAAAACAAUUAAUGCAGACCCCCAAACUAAAGGCAGAGCCAGUAGAGCAUGCAUUUGGAGUGAAAAGAUUGAUGAAGACUCCUAAGCAGAAGGGUGAACCUGUGGAAGAAGAUCUAACAGGCAUUAAGCAGAUGAUGAAGACUCCUAAGCAGAAGGGCAAACCUAUGGAAGAAGAUCUAACAGGCAUUAAGCAGAUGAUGAAGACUCCUAAGCAGGAGGGCAAGCCUGUGGAAGAAGAUCUAACAGGCAUUAAGGAGGUGAAAACUCCUAAAGGGAAGAGGAAACCCGUUGAGGAAGACCUGACGGGCAUUCAGCAUAUGAUGAAAACUCCCAAACAGAAGAACAAACCUGUUGAAGAUCUCACAGGCAUUCAGCAGAUGAUGAAAACUCCCAAACAGAAAAGUGAGCCAAUUGAGGAUUUGACAGGCAUGAAGAGGUUACUUCGGACCCCCAAGCAGAAAGGAGAGCCUGUUGAAAAUGUGUUUGGAAUCAGCAGAUUGAUGAAGACCCCCAAGCAGAAAGGAGGUGAAGUGGAGGAGGAUUUUACUGGCCUUGUGGAGCUUGUUAGUGAACCAGUGAGCGAGUCAACCCCUGAUGUUACUGAGACACCACAAAAUGACGUUAGUGAAUUAGUUGAGAUACAAGAUUUUCUGGCCUCUGAUGUUUUGGCUGUCGAAGAUGUCAAUAAGGAAUCUGAUGACAAAGAAAACAUCUGCCCUGUUAAGAGCAUGCAACAUGAAAUUGAAGCUGUUGCCAUCCCAACCAUUCCAUUGGAGGAAGAAGUUAGCUCUGUUAAAAUGACAAAUUGUGAAGAGGACAGAAACAUCCAGGAACAACUGGUUCAAGAGUCCUUGUCUGAGGCUGUCAGCCCUGUUGUAGAUGCCACGCCAUCUUUACCUACUCCUAAGAAAGAAGAAAAGGCUGAAAUAUCCUCUCCUGUUAAGAAGACUUAUCAUGGUGGUGGAGUAAAAACUAUACAAAAGACAGAUUCUCCUGCAGUGUCAGAAAGCCAGGAAGAAAAUACUGCUGUGGAAACUGUCCCUCUACUCUCUGGCCCUGUGAAAGGAAGAAGAGGCAAGAUGGUCAUUGAUGAGCCUGUCUCUAUGCCAAGUCCUGUUAGAAAGUCUGCCAGAGGAAGAGUUCCAAAGCGCCAAGUGGAGGAUAUGGAAGCAAACCAUGCACAGGCUUUUAAACCAUCUGAAGAUGUCAAGCAAGUUUCUGAAUGUCUGACUAAAGCAGUUAAACCCAGGAGGGGAAAGAAAGCCGAACAAGAUAGUGGUGUUGAGUCAGUUUUGCAAGUACAUUCUGUUGCUGGUUCAGAAGCUACUGAACCUUCAGCAGAGGUAGGGAAAUCCUUGAAAUCACCAGCACCUUCUGCAAAAACAAAUAAGGGAAGAAAAGGUAACCAAGAAACUGAGGAUCUACCGAUCAACCCUGCUCCUGAAGAGUCAAACAUGCCUGCUGCAAAAGUGAAAAGAGGAAGGAAAGGUAAACAAGAAACGGAAGAUCCACCUGUCAUCCCUGCUUCUCAAGAGCCAGAAGAGUCGAAUAUACCUGAAGCUAUAGUUGAGAAGGAGGAUGUUGCACCAGAGAGUGUUGAGCUUCAGUCGACUGUAGUGACAGAUGCUCCUGUUAAAACUAACACAAGAACAAGACGGGGCAGACCCAUGAAGGACAGUCUGAAAACCAUGGAAGUUCAGGAAAUGCCUGAAAAAGUGGAGUCAGACAUUACAAGCUCUGAUGCUGUAGUUGUGGCUGAUGAACUUCCAAAAACGCCUGUGGUGAAGCCUGGACGUGGAAGGAGGGCAAAACCAGGUGCUUUGAAAGGCCUGCCAGUGGUUGUUGAUCCCAAGGAUGAUAUUGAUAUUGCUCCCACAGAAGAGUCUGAGACCCCGGUCAUUAAAUCCGUGCGAGGGAAGAGGACCGCUGUUGUCACAAAUGAGCCUGAAGGCCCUGUCAAAAGAGGACGCCGUGCUGCUGCUGUUGCUGAGUUGCCCUCUUUUGCCAAGCCUAGUCGUGGUAGAAAAACUGCUGUAAAGGCAGAGCAAGAUGAAGUACCAGAAGAUGCCACUGCAGCAGAAGAACCAGCCAAGGACACCAGGAAGGCAGUGACACUGUUGGAGUCCAAGCCUGUUGAAACUUCAAUUUCCCAGGCCAGCUCUGAUGUGGCAGUGUGUGAUGCUGUUGAAGACAUUGCUGAGGUACCAGCUAAGACAGGAAGAGGGAGAUAUGCUAAAAAAGCAAAGGCUUUAACCAAUCCUGUCAACAGUGCUGAAGAUCCAACAUUUGAAGAAGCUGGUUUUGCAAGUAAAAGGAAUGCUUCCAAGAAAGCGGUCAAUUGGAAUUCUGAUCUAGUGGCCUGGAAGAACAUUAAAGAGAUGGAGCCUCCUGCAGCUGAGGAAGAACCUCAACAGAAGAAAGAAAGAACUUCCAGAAAGAAAGCUGAACCUGCAGCUAAGCCUUCUACUGAAGAUGCCUCAGUUUCAGAACUCUCAACCAGAGGCCGCAGAGGGAGGGUGGCAAAGAAACAAGAUGAGCCACUGGAGAAGUCCGAGACAGCUGUGGAGGAAAAAUCUGAGCAGCAGAAGUCCAAGAAGAAAGUUGAGCCUAAGGCUAAGGCAACUGAUGAAGAUACCCCAGUCCCUGAGACUAAGCAGUGUAUAGAUCCACCAACCAAAGGGCGCCGAGGAAGAGUGGCAAAGAAACAAGAUGAACCGCUAGAGAAGCCGGUGACCGCUGCUGAGGAAGAAUCUGAACAGCAGAAUUCCAAAAAGAAAGCUAAGGCUAAGGACACUGAUGAAGAUACCUCAGCCUCUGAGACUAAGCAGUCUGUGGAUCCACCAGCUAAAGGCCGCAGAGGAAGAGUGGCGAAAAAACAAGAUGACCCACUUGUGGAAAAGUGUGAGGAAAAUGCCCCAGUGGUCAGGAGGGGAAGAGCGGGUGCGUCAUUAGUUUCCAAACCCAAUGAAGUUGCAGCCUGUCCAAAAAGGGGCAGCAAAAGAAAGGAGAUUGAAGUUGAAGCUGAUGAAGCACCAAGUGUGGAGUCCUUGCCAAAGAGACCGAAAGGCAAAGCUGUCGGAGCUGAACCUGAACCGGAAGAGGCUGCAUCUAGCAAAGGACGGAGGGCAGCAGCCAAGGAGGCAGCAGAGGAACCUCCUGAAGUGGAUUCAGAGCAAACUGGACUGACUACUAAAAAGAAUGAAAACAAACCUGCAAGGGGCAAGAGAAAGGCAGCUCAGGAAGAUUCUGUUCCUGCACAGUCUGAGGAUCCUGUCUCGGAACCCACCACUCGACGAGGGACUAGAGGUCAGAAGAAAACUGAGACAGACAUCCCUUCAGCUCCCGUGAGGCGAACAAGGAGGAAGUGAAGCACUGAUCUUGAGGAUUAGUUGUAAAUAUUCACAUUAAAAUUCUGUUUUUAUAUAUCAGGACAAUUAUGAUAGCGUUUUACUGUCAACUUUCUUCGGGUUUAACUCUUUUUAUUGUUAAACAGUUUAUUAAAAAAAAAAAAAAAAGACUUGAUUUUUCUAAUGCUAUUUUUCAGAAAUUUCAAAUUUUAUUUUUUUAAACUUGAACUGAUCGGGGCAUUUAAAGCAUUGUUUUUUUUUCUAUCUUUAUGUUCAUCCAAACCCCCUCAAGUUUCAUUUCUUGCUUAAAAACGUCAAUGGUUGCCCCCCCCCCCCCCCUUUUCAUUCCCAUAAAUGUUAAGUAGUGUGGUUUUUUUGUUAAAAUUUAUAACAAUAAAAAAACAAUGAGGGUUAGUAAAUGUAUUCUUCCAAAUGGUCACCAACUGCAUAUGUCAAAUAAGGUCAUUUUUAAUUCUACAGUGUACCAUACAUUUUAAUUGCAGCUUUGGAAACAAGUUGUUUACCUCAAUAAACUCAAUCACAUUGCCUCA